AUGUCGUUUCCGUACGCUCGUCUUGUCAUUCUAUCGUGCCUGCUCGCCUUCGUCCACGGAAAUGUGAUCGCCUCCAGCGAAUUCGGUCACAAAAGUUAGUUUGUCGGUGAAAUUUCGAAACGAAAGCGCCUAGCGUGCACGGUUUAUCACCAUUUUGGCGCGAAAUUCGAAAUUUAACCCCAUUUUUCAUGUUUUUCGUCAAAAAUUACCCAAAUUAUGCACGAUUUCGACGAUGUAAUUGCAUAACUUUGUUAAACUAAUCAUCGCGCACUUUUUGAGCUUAAAACGAGCAAGUUUCAUUCAGAAAUGAAUCGAUUGAAUCGAUUUUCAAGUUUUGUGCUGAAAAUGCGCGAAUUUCAGUCAUUCGCCGAUACUUUUUGCCCGUUUGAACGCUUAAAAUACUUGUAUUAACGUGCUUAAUCACUUCCGACACUCACUUCGUCUCAAAACUAUCCACAUCGGCCGGUAUGAAAAUUCCGAAAUUGCGGCGGCGAUUGGCCGCGGAGAGCCUAUUGCGAAAUAUGCCAAAAACGUCUCAAACGCGGCGUUUUCACGAAAAUUUCAAUGUUUUCUCUCUUUAAUGUGCUCUCUUCUUUCGUCGAUAUCAAACACAAAAAUAUCGGAAAAGUGUGCUGGAAUUGCGGCAAUUUUCAGAAAACGCGUCUCAGAUUAGGCCACGCCCCUUUCUACACUUUUGGUCGCCGUGAUAAACGUUGCUAACUGAGAAAAUUGAUCAGCGUGGAAAUGCAAUUUGGGACUGUUGUUUGAAUCUGUUUAGAAACGCAUACUUCGAACAUGAAAAAGAAAAAAUUAAUUAAAUUCACUACGAAAAAGGUGAGAACACAAUCGAUUUAUUAAAAAGAAAACGAAAAAACAGAAGGAAAACAAAAAUUUCUGCAGCAGCCUACGUGGCCGCGGACUAACUUUCUCUUCUCACAUCAUUCAAAUUUAGAGUCCCCCAGGUUUUCGCGGGCUCUUCUCAAUAGCGCGCCCGUUCUGUCCGGUGCCCCUAUAAUAGGGGAACGACGCGGAAUUUCAUGCUGAAUUUCUCGGAAACGAUUUUUUGCAGGGUGUCCAAAAGGAUGGCUUCAAUACGAGGAGCAUUGCUAUCUGAGACAACCGGAUCUGCUCAAUUUCCAAGAAGCCACCAGAAAUUGUGAACGACACGGCGCCGACCUGUUCAAUUCGGACGAUUCGUACGAGUUGGAGGCCAUCCGGUCCCUGUUUCCCGACUACUAUUUCACGUGGGUCCAGUCGGACGUCGAAGAAGAGUUGUGAGUCGGAAAAGUGCAAGCCAUUUUUUUCAAAACAAUACAAUUUUUGAAGAGUGUGGUUGUACGAGCCGUACGAGGAGGCAAUCAACGGAAAGUCGUCGGUGGCUCGGUGCAUUGCGUGCUAUUCCUCGCCCAACCGAUAUUAUAAUUUCUAUUAUCCGUGCACGUCGCGCUUCCACUCGAUUUGCGAGAAACCGCUCAAAUCGUUCCACCAAUGGGUCCAGUAG
Caenorhabditis sp. 36 PRJEB53466 is the source of this 1501-nucleotide messenger RNA. The record is from the annotation of a GenBank genome assembly. Lineage: Eukaryota; Metazoa; Nematoda; Chromadorea; Rhabditida; Rhabditidae.